AUGCUCCGUCUAAGCCCCGACGAGUCAUUCCAUUUCGAGUUGUUGCGACUCCUCGCCCACGCAACAUACGGAGGUGCCGACGUUGGUGAGGUUCUCGCGAUCGCUUCAGAAAUCACUCCCGGCGACUUUGAGUCCUUCCACGAUGCCUUCGUCAAGCGUGCAGAAAGAAUUCUGGAGCAAGAAAAUAAGGCAACCAAUCCGAUAUCAAUUCGCGACGCCAUGUUCCGAGCAUCUACCUAUUAUAGAGCUGCCGACUUCUACAUCCACGGCGAUUGGGAAGAUCCACGCAUCUUGUCUCUUUGGGACAAGCAGACGGCAUGCUUUGACCAAGCAAUCUCUCGACUUCCCAUUCCCGGUUAUAGGCGUGUGGUCAAGGGACCAGGCUUCGACAUACCCGUCAUCUUUUUCCCGGCACGUGGGACUACCGACGAGAAAUUGCCGACCAUAGUCCUCGGCAAUGGUUAUGAUGGCUCCUUGGAAGAGAUGUACCAUCAGUAUGGUGCUGGGAUCCUAGAACGUGGCUGGAAUGUUCUAUGCUACGACGGCCCAGGGCAGAUCUGUGCACGCCGAUACCAAGGAAUCGGUUUCACGCACGAGUGGGAAACUGUCGUCUCUCCCGUUCUUGACUUCCUGGAAACAUUGCCAAUCGUCAACAUGAAGCAGAUUGGGAUCGUCGGAAACUCGAUGGCAGGAUUGCUCGCAGCCCGCGCUGCUGCUUUCGACCACCGCCUUGCUGCGGUAUUUAGUAUCGAUGGAUUAUACAAUCUUAUGGAUACCCCCGUCUUCGAUGUUGAGAAGGGCUUGGCUCGAUACUCGGGAGUCCAGGACUUUGCUGCAGCAGAGAAGAUCUUCGAGGACCCGAGUGUACCAACGACAGCUCGCUGGGCCCUGUCUCAUGGUUUAUGGGCUUUCAAAGUCCGGACACCGGCAGAGUACUUGGAAAAAGCAUCCCAUUUCAACUUGAAGGGCAUAGCCGACAAAAUUCAGUGUCCUGUAUUUGUUGCUGAUGCCGCGGACGAUCACUUUUUCAAAGGACAACCUGAAGCAAUGCGGGAUGCUUUAGGUGACAAAGCCCAUUACGUUGUAUUCACGGCAGACGACGCGGCAGGCGAACAUUGCCAUGUUGGUGCUGCAAGAUAUACUAAUCAGGUCAUGUUUGACUGGUUUGAGGAGAAGAUCAUCAAAACAUAG
Molecule: messenger RNA, 1191 nt
Organism: Colletotrichum scovillei
Lineage: Eukaryota; Fungi; Ascomycota; Sordariomycetes; Glomerellales; Glomerellaceae
Exons: 1
Coding region: 1-1191 (396 amino acids)
Source: RefSeq, a predicted model, not a curated record